AUGGCAGAACAGGUUGAAAAGAGUUUCGCAAAGAUGGACCUGAAGGACAGAGGCCGGUCAACAGUCGCUCUCCAUGCUGAUGACAUUAUGAACAAUGUGACAGAUGUGUCCCCUCCAAUCCAUCUGUCGACGACCUUUAGAUACACCGAGAACCCAGACGAGUUAGUUCCGGAGUCUGAAGCUCAUGGCGGGCAUGAAGGGACAAAUAGCUACGUCUAUUCCCGCUGUGGUGCACCAAGCAGCACCCGCUUUGAGACCAUUCUCUCACAGCUCGUCAACGGCCACUGUCUAUCCUAUUCGUCCGGUCUCUCGGCUCUCCAUGCUGCGCUUGUCUUCUUCAACCCUCGCCAUGUCUCCGUCGGACAGGGAUAUCAUGGAAGCCAUGGCGUCAUGCGCAUUUUAUCUCGUCUCACAGGCAUGAAAAAGAUAGAUCUUGAUUGUCCUGCCGAGCAGCUGGAGAAGGGUGAUGUAAUCCUCCUUGAGUCACCAUUAAAUCCACAUGGAACUUCCUUCUGCAUAGAAAGCUAUGCGAAAAAGGCCCAUUCCCGAGGAGCAUACGUUCUUGUCGAUAGCACGUUUGGACCCCCCGGUCUCCAGGAUCCAUUCAAAUGGGGUGCGGAUAUGAUCAUGCACUCAGGAACCAAGUACCUAGGAGGCCACAGUGACAUGCUAUGUGGUGUCUUGGUCACCCAGCGAAAGGACUGGUAUUUAUCUCUUGCCGAUGACCGACAAUACAUCGGAAGUGUCAUGGGAAACUUGGAGUCGUGGCUUGGUACCCGAAGUCUGAGAACAUUGGAGAUUCGUGUACAGCGUCUGAGCCAGAAUGCCACUAACCUCGUGGCUUGGCUUGACGCAGCCCUUCACAAGGGCAAACCCAGGGCUCCCGAGACAACUGCCACCGUCACAAAUGAGGAAGCCAGCCUUGUCCAGAAGACGGUGGCCAAAAUCAACCAUUCUAGUUUGCAGAGAGAGGAUAUGGAGUGGCUGUCAAAACAGAUGCCUAAUGGGUAUGGGCCUGUUUUCUCCAUAAUGAUGAAGGAAGAAAGGAUUGCGCGUGCCUUACCAUCCAAGCUGCACUUUUUCCACCAUGCUACCAGUCUCGGCGGUGUAGAGUCGCUCAUCGAAUGGCGUGCCAUGAGCGACGCGUCCGUUGAGAGGGAGCUGCUCAGAGUUAGUGUUGGAUUAGAGAAUUGGCAAGAUUUGAAGGAUGAUAUUGUUGCUGGACUGAAGAGUCUCGCUUGA
This is a messenger RNA of Trichophyton rubrum CBS 118892, 1242 nucleotides long. RefSeq lists its product as uncharacterized. NCBI's taxonomy places the organism in Eukaryota, Fungi, Ascomycota, Eurotiomycetes, Onygenales, Arthrodermataceae. Gene Ontology annotation, cellular component: cytoplasm. The record is from RefSeq and is a predicted model, not a curated record. Bases 1 to 1242 code for a protein of 413 amino acids. Gene Ontology annotation, molecular function: pyridoxal phosphate binding; carbon-sulfur lyase activity. The transcript has 2 exons. Gene Ontology annotation, biological process: transsulfuration.